Messenger RNA from Closterium sp. Naga37s-1, 570 nucleotides. The record is from the annotation of a GenBank genome assembly. Lineage: Eukaryota; Viridiplantae; Streptophyta; Zygnematophyceae; Desmidiales; Closteriaceae.
AUGGAAGGCGACUCGAUGCCCGCGCCGCCCACGCCGAGGCCGGGGGGCUCGCCGCGAAUCCUCGUGGCCGUCGACGAAUCGGACGGCGCCGAGGCCGUGAGUGCCGCACGUGCCGGCUCCGCCUCUCCGCCUUUACCCUCUUUCCAUCCUCCCGCCGUCUCCCUCGCCCUCCUUCCCCUCUUCCUUCCCCCCUUCCUCCAUUUUCUCACGUCCCCCAUCUCCGCCUUCCCCUCCUCAUCACACACCCGAUCUGUCGCCUUCCGCUACGCGCUCACGCUGCUGAGUCGCAGCGACAACAUAUACGUGCUGCACGUGCUGGACCCGCGCACAUUGGCAGCAUGGAGGGCGGAGGCCCAGCAGGCGGGGGCGGGCAGCAGCAGCAGCGGCGGCGGCGGCGGCAGCAGCGGCGGCAACGACGCGCAGGCAGCUAUCGACGCACGCGUGGAUGCUCUGCUGCACCGCUACCGCAAGCUGGCUCACGGCAAGGGGGUGAGUGUGGUGGGUGGGGUGAGUGUGGUGGGUGGGGUGAGUGUGGUGCAGUGCGCGUUGCAGAGAAACCCACUGGCUUAG